Molecule: messenger RNA, 2253 nt
Organism: Amorphotheca resinae ATCC 22711
Lineage: Eukaryota; Fungi; Ascomycota; Leotiomycetes; Helotiales; Amorphothecaceae
Exons: 4
Coding region: 1-2253 (750 amino acids)
Cellular component (GO): cytoplasm
Molecular function (GO): oxidoreductase activity
Source: RefSeq, a predicted model, not a curated record
AUGAGUGACAACAUCCCUCUAAUCAGCGUGUGUGUAGUCGGCGGAAACGCGGUAUCCGCUUUCCUCUCCUGGCGACUCCAGGCCACCAAUGCCUGCGACGUGACUCUGGUGUGGAAGUCGGGAUAUGAUGCUGUAAAUCAGUACGGCAUCUCGUUCAAAUCCGCAAAGUUUGGCAAUGAGCGAUUUAAGCCACGAACUGUUGUCCGCGCCCCAGAAGAGGCCGCGAGUGCAAAGGACGGUGCUUUCGAUUAUGUUCUGCUCUGUGUGAAGGCUCUUCCGGACGUUUACGACCUGGCAGCAGUCAUUGAAUCUGUGGUUACACCCCAACAUACCUGCAUUAUCGUUAAUACCACACACGCAUUGGGCGUCGAGUCCCAUCUUGAAACAAGGUUCCCUAGCAACGUUGUUUUGUCCCUUGUCUCUGGCGCCGAGAUCAAUCAGCUAGGAGCAUCCGAAUUCGAGCAUAAGGGAUCCGCGGAAAUAUGGGUGGGCCCUGCGAACAAGAAUCCGGACAUGCCUCCCACGAUACAAGGGGAUAUGGCAGAUGCUCUGGCUAUGACGUUGAGCAGUGGGCAGGUUGAUUGCCAUGUGUCUCAGAACAUACGGCAGAAGCAGUACGAGCGGAUGAUCGGCCCCAUUGCUUUCCAUCCGCUAAGCGUCAUCUUUGAUACUCCAUCACAUUCAGCACUGCUCGAGAAAGUUGGCGUGCGACAAUUGGUCUCGGACCUGUUCGAUGAACUCAUCACCCUUGCCAAUGCCCAGGAUUGUACAUUUCCGUCGGAUUUCAAACAACAAACAAUGAACGAGAUGUUACGACCCACCGAAGUAAACAGCAUCAUGUACCAAGAUUAUGCUGCGAAACGACCAAUGGAAGUUGAGACGUAUCUGGGCUCACCGAUCAAACUUGCCCAAGCAGUUGGUGUAAAAGUACCCCGGAUCGAGACGCUGUAUUCCAUCCUCCACAACCUGAAUAUCGUUAACCAGCAGAGAAAAGACACCGCAGUCGCCUCUCCAGUACCCGGAAAUCUUCCACCUAGGUUAUCCUCAAUGCCACCUCCAAACAGGCCCAUGAUGAACGGCGCUGUCAAUGGAAACGGAGCAGGUAGGGGCAGAGGAAGAACGUCGAGCAUGAACGGACCACAUCCCGGUGCGAUGCGGAGGGGUCCUCCACCUGCGAAUGGCGGCUUACCCAAUGGUUAUGGUAGGCCUAUGAACGGAAACGGGUAUGCGUCUCGAAACCAGUCUCGGAGGGGUUCUAUGGAGGGCAAUGAUCUCGGGGAAGAGUUCAGUCAUCUGGCGCUCUACAGCGACAUUCCUGAGUCGGGCGAAUCAGUUUAUGGCGACACUCCUGAACUCACGCUUCGAGAACGCGAAUUAAUGUUACGGCAACGGGAGGUGGCUUUGAAAGAGCAGGAGAUGCGCAUGGGAAAGGGCGGCGGUGGACGUGGCGGCCGUCGAGGUCCACCAACGCCUUCCAUCCGGAACGGUGGAGGGUUUGACGAUGACGACGAUGACGAUUUUAUCGAUCCUAUGGAUGCCCCCCCUGUGCCCCUGAUCGACCCUGACAAUUUCGACAUGAUGAGUGUCACAUCUAAGCGGAACCGCAAAGCACCCAGCGCCAGCCAGCUGCGCAAAAACCCCGAAUUCGACUCUCAAUCGAAAAGCGGGAGACUAAUGCGCCCAGGCUACCCAAGAAACCGAUCAAGCGCUAAACUUAUUAGCCAGGUGCCAGGCUUGCACGAUUCUAUAAUGGAUGAUCCAUUGAUGGGCUACUCGUCAAAUCGGUAUGCCAAUGUGGACAGGCACCAAAUCGGGUCCGAUUCAAGGACUAACUCACUGACUAUCGGUCGUCUCGACGAGAUGCAAUAUGGUAAUGGGGGCUCGCAAAAUGGACCAUACCCAAGAAGAACCAGCAACUCACCGGGUACCCAGUAUAGUCCACAGCUCGAGGGAGUGAAUGAAGGUCGGUCACCGCUCAACGGAUACAUGGGAACUCCUCCGAACGGAAUGCGUCAGCCGCCCCAACGCCUCCCGUCGGGCCAGGCCAAUACAAUUCCGUCGCCGCAAGUUGAGCAAUAUGCUGGGGUGAGCGCCCUUCAUCCACCAAAAGGCAAUAAUGUGAACGUUCGAAGUCUGACGGGUAGUGCCAGCGCUAGCGCGGGGAGUAGUGAUAGUGCCAACAUCGAUUCCGAGCCGUCUGCGCACAGCAGCCAGAGCAGUCUCGGUCCUCGACCCCCGGUGGACGUACGGUAA